CUCCGCCAGUCCGUCUUCUCCCUCCAGUUCAGCUACCCGAGUAACCGACAGACGGUGUAGAAAAGAAACAUAAAUAGAGAAACGGCGCCGUCCGCCCACCGAAUCGAAUCUGAUUCUCCUCCUUCGUUUAACUCAACUUCUCAAUCACUCCAUUCUCUCUCGACCGAAUCGAAUCAAUCUGCUCCUCCCCCGUCAAUCGCGGCUGCCAAAUUCCAUCUCUUCUGCAACUUCAUUGCCUCCUGAUACCAAUUCCUGUACAGAUCCUUCUCUCUAUCUAUGUCUCUCGCUGAUCGGACGACAAUUGGACUGAUUGUGUGGGUUUUUCUUUUGAUUGGUAAUGCAGAGAUAGUGAGAUGGCCGGAGAAGGAUCGGUGUUCGCUCCGUCACUGGAAGGGAUGAAGCAUGUCAAGUCGGAGCAAGGGGAAAUGCUCACCAAGCCUUUUUUGGAUGUCUGCAAAUUGAUCCUCCCCGUGAUCGAUAAGUUUGGAGCUGCUUUGGCCAUUGUGAAAUCUGAUAUUGGCGGCAAUAUCACUAGGUUGGAAACCAAGUAUUCAUCUGAUCCAACUAAAUACAAGCUCUUAUACAGUAUGGUUCAAGAGGAGGUUCAAGCCAAAACAGCCAAAGGAUCAUCUAGUUGUACUAAUGGUCUACUUUGGUUAACCAGAGCUAUGGAUUUCCUGGUGGAAUUGUUCCGCAAUUUGCUUACACAUCAAGAUUGGACAAUGAGCCAAGCCUGUACAGAUUCAUACAGCAAGACUCUGAAAAAGUUCCAUGGCUGGCUUGCUAGUUCGAGUUUCUCCGUUGCAAUGAAGCUUGCUCCUGAUAGGAAGAAGUUCAUGGAUGUGAUAUCUGGAAAGGGUGACAUCAAUGCUGACAUAGAUAGCUUCUGUUCAACCUUUUCCCCAUUCCUUGCAGAGAAUCACAAGUUCCUGGCUAGUGUUGGUAUGGAUGACCUCAAGGCUUCCUAGAUUUGCUGGCAAAGCAAGAAAACGAUAUGGUUGAAGCAUGAGUGACUUGAUUUACUUGCACCAUUUCUCUAUUUUUCCCCCUUUUAUCGUGGAGAGUGUUCAAGUUAGAUGCUUUGGAUCACAUGUUACACCACAACACAGCGUUUCCCUAACUUAGCUUCAUCCUUGCUGGUAUAUGAUGAGGGUCACUGAUAACUGAGUACUGUUGGCUUCAGUUGAUUAUUAUCAGAUAUCUAUCUUUGAAAAUUCUUCCGUCCCAUAGUCCAUUUUAAAUAUUUGUAAAUAUUUUCGAGCUAUUUAUAUUUCUUAACCACGUUCAUGAAACUAAUCCAACUAUGUAAUGGGUGGAAAGGAAAUUAGGGAAUGAAGAUCAUUAAAACUC
Messenger RNA from Linum trigynum, 1350 nucleotides. NCBI's taxonomy places the organism in Eukaryota, Viridiplantae, Streptophyta, Magnoliopsida, Malpighiales, Linaceae. The record is from the annotation of a GenBank genome assembly.